Emiliania huxleyi CCMP1516 is the source of this 1434-nucleotide messenger RNA. RefSeq lists its product as hypothetical. The transcript has 7 exons. The record is from RefSeq and is a predicted model, not a curated record. Lineage: Eukaryota; Haptophyta; Isochrysidales; Noelaerhabdaceae. The coding region runs from base 1 to 1434 and encodes 477 amino acids.
AUGCCUGAGCAGACGGCGACCCUGGUGCUCUACGGCCGCGUUGGGACGUACACGACCCGCACUGCCAGCAUGAAGGCGGGUGAUCACGGGGACAAGGGACUUUGGCGCGAGUGCGCAAACUCGAUUAGAUCUCAGGUGCUUGAGCCGUGGCGCGCGGCGGGAGUGAGGCUCGCCGUGUUCGUGCAGAGCUGGAAUCCGGAGCUUGCAGGCCGCAUGGACGCCUUUUGGAGCCCCACCGCCUCGUCCCACGCCUUGCAGAACGACUCGAUGCCCAACUGUCUGGCGGGCGUCUCGCCUCGGGAGCGGCUCGCGUAUUGUGGGCGGACGAUGUGGGCGUUGCUCGGCAUGAAGGAGGCGUUGGCGAUGCGAACGCGUUGGGCGGCCGCGGGGCGUGGACAGUCGCAAGGCCCGGUCAUCGUGAUGCGGCACGACGUUCAACCCACUGCCGGUCGUGCGUGUCGACGACGGGGCGCGCCUCCUCAAUACUCGACGCAGCCGACCAUCGGCCUGAGAUCGGUCGAGUACUCCGCUCUUGGCGAGGGCGGCUCCGCCGCUGCAAGUGCCGGCCCGGCGCUGCGCCAGAUGAGCUUCUGCGCAAACUCGGUCAACGUCGACUGGUGGAACAAGCUUGGCUUCCACAACUCUGCGCCCCACCACUACUGGGGGCUGUACUUCUUCACCACCAUGCGGCUGCGGCAGCAGUGCCAACCCAUCAGGCAGCAGUGGCAGCGCUGCCAGCUCGGCUUUGCAGCGCACACCUUCCGCGACUUCAACCUCGGCCGGUUUGUGAAGCCGGGCCGGGGCCAGUGCGCGCUGCCAGCACGCCUCGCCAUCUGGCGGCCUCCGACGGGUUGCAACGCCUCGGCCGUGAGCGGCUACGACGUCAUGUGCCCGAUCGCAACGACGCACCCCGGCUGCCACAACCGCAACCCUCUCGCCUCACAGCCGAGUGGCGCGUGUGGGACAGCGCUUCCGCUCGUCGACGGCAUCUCGGCUCAUCGUCGGCCAGAGCUCGUCGCUGUAGGCGUAUGCGGCGAGCCGGUGGAGGUGCAAUGCGGCGAGCAGCAGCCCGCUGCGAUGUCCGCCGCGGCUCGUGCGGCCCACGCGCAGACGCCCCGCCCCGAGUGCUUGUCAGCACUCGGCGCAAGUGCGAGCCGGCUCUACUCGCGAUCCUCAAACGAGGCGGUGCGCCACAAGGCGGCUGCUUGGCUGACACGAUACCGCUGCAACGAGAACAACAGCCAGACGCGCACGCCGGAGGCCGCGCCCUUUGCGCAACUGAUGGGUCGCACCAGCGUCAGCAAGGGCGGGCCAGUACCAGCACACACGCAGAAGCGCACGAUCUUAAAGGCGCUACACCGCCGGCGAGGCUCCACGCCCCGCAACAUUAGUUGGACGGCCGAGUUGCAAGCCGCGUGGACGGGGGUGGGCUGA